Lolium perenne is the source of this 1765-nucleotide messenger RNA. RefSeq names its product mitogen-activated protein kinase kinase kinase 18-like. Gene Ontology annotation, biological process: protein phosphorylation; signal transduction. Lineage: Eukaryota; Viridiplantae; Streptophyta; Magnoliopsida; Poales; Poaceae. The record is from RefSeq and is a predicted model, not a curated record. Gene Ontology annotation, molecular function: protein kinase activity; ATP binding.
CCCGGUGAUCCCAUAUUUCACACGGUUGGAUAGUUUCCAACACGCGGGUUUAGAUUCUUAAGAAAAAAGAACACGCGGGUUUAGAACGAGGCCGAGCGCCAAGGUCGGUCAAGCUCCACAGAAGGGCAUGGCCGCCGCCGCGAGCGCGUGCUUCCCACGCCUUUCUUCCUUCCCUACUUUCUAAUCCAAAUCGCACACACGCCAAACACCUUCUCUUCUCUGCAAUCUCCCAAACUUCACUUCCCCACGAGUAGAAAUCCUUUCUCCUCGUUUCCUAUAUCCUAUAUAUACGCUCACCCGCCACAGAAAAGGAACUCAUCUGCACCAGAAGCGCAACAAUUAAGCUACACAACAGGGAGGGGAUCAACGCAACAGAAACAACUACGAGUCCGCAAAGAAGAUGGCAAUGAUCAGCGAGCGAUGGACGAGGGUGCGGACCCUGGGCCGCGGCGCAUCGGGCGCGGAGGUGUUCCUGGCGGCGGAUGACGCAUCCGGGGAGCUAUUCGCGGUCAAGUCGGCGAUCGCGUCCGGCGCCGCGGCGCUCAGGAGGGAGCAGGCGAUCAUGUCCGUUCUGCAAUCCCCGCGCGUCUUGUCCUGCUUCGGCGGCCGCGCCGGACGCGACGGCUCGUACCAGCUGUUCCUCGAGUUGGCCCCCGGCGGCUCGCUCGCCGACGAGAUUGCCAAGGAUGGGGGCCUCGAGGAGCGAGCCGUUCGGGCAUACGCAGCCGACAUGGCGACCGGUCUGGCAUACCUCCAUGGAGAGUCCUUGGUGCACGGGGACGUGAAGCCGGGGAACGUCGUGAUCGGCGCCGACGGCCGCGCCAAGCUUGCGGAUUUUGGGUGCGCGAGGAAGGCCGGCGGUGGUCCGAUCAUCGGAGGCACGCCGGCGUUCAUGGCGCCGGAGGUGGCGCGUGGCGAGGAGCAGGGCCCGGCAGCCGACGUGUGGGCGCUGGGAUGCACGGUCGUGGAGAUGGCCACCGGCCGCGCGCCCUGGAGCGGCACGGACGGCGACGCGCUCGUGGCGCUGCACCGGAUCGGAUACACUGAUGCCGUACCCGAGGUGCCACAGUGGCUGUCUGCCGAAGCCAAGGAUUUCUUGGCCGGGUGCCUGUCCAGGAAGGCAAGUGACCGGUGCACGGCGGCGCAGUUGCUCCAGCACCCGUUCUUGGCCUCCGCCGUCUUGGACAACAAGCUCGAAGAUGUCAAGAGCAAAUGGGUGUCGCCAAAGAGCACGUUGGAGGCGGCAUUGUGGGAGUCAGAAUCCGACAACGAUGAAGCCGACGACGAGCUAUCGCACAGCACGGACGAGAGGAUCAAGGAAUUGGCCUGUCCUGCGUGGGCGUUCCCGGACUGGGACUCUGACGAGGGCUGGAUCGACGUGCUCUCGGUGCCAAACGAAGCAUCCGACAUGGUUGCCGUGCCGGCCGAGGAGACGACUGACCUGGACGAUGCAAUCUCAAGCGAAGAGCAAGCUGGAGAUUGCGGCGUCCUCCACGUUACGGUGGACAGGAGCGUCCUUAAUGAAGUAGAAGAAGCCAACCAUGAUUCAGAGUUGCAACUUAGGCAUCAGUGUUUGGGAGUUUGGGUUUGCUAUGAAACAGUACCACCAUGUAAAUUAUCCUGCAACAACAGAAGCAUGAAUGCAAUUGAUUUUGUUCCUGCGCAAAACAUUUUGUUCUUCCUUUUUGUGAAUUUCUCUGCUCCUACUUGGCAGUUCCUCUGCCGCCCCGGUCGCGACACGUUCAGUUAGCAAACUCCCUGGAAA